Sinocyclocheilus grahami is the source of this 2598-nucleotide messenger RNA. RefSeq names its product serum response factor-binding protein 1-like. The transcript is spliced from 2 exons. Gene Ontology annotation, cellular component: 90S preribosome; nucleus. Gene Ontology annotation, biological process: maturation of SSU-rRNA. The record is from RefSeq and is a predicted model, not a curated record. Lineage: Eukaryota; Metazoa; Chordata; Actinopteri; Cypriniformes; Cyprinidae. Bases 22 to 2145 code for a protein of 707 amino acids.
GUUUUCAGAACGCACACAAAGAUGCCUACAGCACUGAACCUCAGCAAUGAGGUGGUCAAAAUGAGGGUGGAGGUUAAAAGGGUGAAGGUGCUUCUCAUCCGCAAACUCAUCCGACAGAUCUCAGUCCUGGAGAAGAAGAAAGGUAGUGAGGCAGACUUGGAGAAGUUCCGCAGGCGAGCAGCUAGACUUCGGGAGGAGAUCCAUGAGCUGAAAGCUGUCACGUCUGACAGCGUCACCAAGGUCGCCCUACAGAAGGACAUCAGCUUUGAGAAAGUGUGCCGGAAUAAAGAGGCCAGCCUGUCCGAACGGGUCAUCGCCCGCAUCGCCACGCACCCACAGUUCAGCAAGAAAAUCCAGAGCAUAAAGGCAGCCAUCAAAGCCUUCAAAGAACAGAGAAUAAAUGCAUUAAAUCCAGAAAAACAAGCAAAAAGCAAUGCAGAAAAUGCACAAGCAGACAGCGAUGAUGAUGUGGGUUCAGAGAAAUCAAACGAUGAAGUUGAUGAUGAGAAACUGAAAGAGGAUGAGGGUGAUAAAAAGACAGAAGAAGACAGGCAAAAGGAGAUUGAUGUUUCUUCACAGGAGACCCAGAAGACGAGUUUAGAGACAACAGAUGAACAGACCAGUCUGUUCCAGAAUGAAGAAUCCCUAACAGUUGAGGAAUCAUCUGAAACUGUGGCCAUCCCAGAGGAGGUGAUCAGGAUGAGGAAGGAAGUGAAGAGGACGAGGGUGCUGAUCAUCAGUAAAAUGGCAGAGCAAGUGGCUGCUCUGAAGAAGAAGAAGAAAGGUCAGGAAUCUGAGGUGAAGGAAAGCCAAGAAAGAGCAGCAGAAAUCAUGAAAGAAAUCAAGGCUUUAAGGAGCCUUAAACUAGAUCAGGUCACCAUGACCGCACUUGAGGAGAAUGUUAACUUUGAUAAGAUUUUGCAGGACCCUCAGGCAAGCCCAGUGGACAGAGCCAUUGCACAUAUCGCCACACAUUCUCGCUUCAUCAACAAGCACCAGAAGGUCAAAGAAGAAAAAGCAAAGGCUGCUGAAGCUGAGCAGAAAAAGACUGACAGACUGGAUAUGGUGCAGUCCAAGAAUGAAGAUGAGGAACCGGAGGAGGAACAUGAGGAACCAGAGGGUGACCACAACAGUGAUGACCGUGAGGAGGAUGGUGAUGUGGCAGAGGAAAAAUUGAACAGUCCUAUCACUGAGAUCCAUAAGUCUAGUGUUGCAGAGCUCACAGAAAGUACAGACUCUGAUCUUGUAAAGGUGCCACCAUCCAAGAUCAUCACAACAUCUUCAGAAAAAUCCAAAAGGGUCGAAAUGAAAUCCCAGAAAGCAGAGGCCACGGCUUUAAAUGUCCAAAGUUCUUCUGAAAAGUCUUCAACUGUAAGCAAGAAGAAUGCUGGUAAAGCAAGCAAAGAAACUGAGACCACCUUAAAGCCACAAAAGAAAAAAGACCUACCUGAGACCAAGAGGGCUGAGGUAGAAAAGGACGAUGAAGAGAGUGAUUUAUCAGAUGAGGAGGAAGAGAAGGAAUAUUUCGACGACAGCACAGAGGAACGUUUCCAUAAGCAGUCGUCUCAGUCUGAAGAGAGUGAUGAUGAUGACUUCUUUCUGGGCAAAGUUAGCAAAUUCAAGAAACGGAAAAGUAACCAAGGGAAAGUUGAGGAGAAAAAGAGUGAGCUUCAAAAAACUGACAAGGAGGCCGCCAGCAAACCUCAUGAGACAAACCUUGGCAAAUUACAGUCUGUCUUUUGCUCAGCGUUGUCCAAAUCUAGCGUGUCCUCCCAGAAAGCAAAGUUUGGCUCUCGAGAUGACGGCGCAAGACCUUCUCUAUUCCAGAACCAGAGGAAAGGUCCUGAGGGUAUAGCAGCUCAGUAUAAAGACCUUGGCGCUGACAGGAGGACGGGUCCAUUCAAUCCCAACAGACAGACUUUUAAAGUUGCUGGACAAAGGCAAGCGGGACCUUCGGGGGCAGGAAGGGGAAGGCCACAGUUUGAGCAGAAGCGGAAUCCCAGAGGUCCACCUGGCAGGAUGUCAGAUCCACCCCAGCAGUCCCUUCAUCCCUCUUGGGAGGCUAGCAGAAAGAGAAAAGAACAGCAGGCACAAAUCACAGCGUUCCAAGGGAAAAAGAUCAGAUUUGAUGAUGAUGAUGAUUAAGAAGAAUCUGCUCAAAUUCAUUUGAUGCAUUUAUAUUUUAAAACAUACAAAAAACUUCCUGUUAAACUAUUUACUGUGAAUUUGUAGUAAAACACAGUUGUUCUUUGUUUCCUUGCAAUGUUCAAAGCCAAUGUGAAUUUCCUGUCGUGUCUAAUAUAUAUCUCUCAUAGAUAAAACUGUGGAAAAAGUGUUUUUUAUUAAUUGUUACACAUUUUUCCCCCCACACAGUUUCAUUUUUUUUCAACUGUACAACUUCAGAUUUCCAUGUACUGAGUAGUGUUAACCCUACAGUAUGGCCAAUUUGUAUUUCAGAAGUUGUAAUACAUUUGUUUUUCUUCUGUAGGCCAGUUUUAAGGUUUUCUAAAACUGUACACACGGAUUCUCUGCCCAUAUUAUAAUCCUGAGGUGGUGGAAAGAAGAUUUGAAAUAAAGUGCCUCUGUGUAAUUUUAGUA